AUUUAAGACUAAUGCAGUUUGUGCAUUCUACGUUCUUUAUAUUUUACCUGAGGAUCUGAAAACUAUCCUCACAAAGUCACGUUGUUUGCAUGAGAUUGCUGUGUAUGUGUUAGUUUUCACUUCUGCUUUGAUGGAUUACUUUCUUGUUGCUGCACAGAUGUGUAGAUUCUCGCUCUAAUCUCUCCUCUCAGUUGGAUGGAAGACUUCUUUACCUGGUUUUCAAUUAUUUUUUUAUUACACAUACACCUAAUAUGGCUCUGUUGAAAAGCAUAUUGAUCCUUGCCCAGCUUCUUCCAUUGGUGAGGACCAUAAAUACAAUCUUCUUUCCAUGUGACACUGAUAUUAAUGAAACUGCAGUAGACUGUUCCAACAGACGACUCAGACAUGUUCCCUUGAUCAAGUCUACCACUGUAAAAUCAAUUGAUUUAAGUCAGACUAAAAUACGUCAUGUGGGCCAGCAAGAUUUCUCCGGUCUUCCAAACCUUCAGACUCUGAAAAUGAUGGGAAACUGCCAACCUGGUCCUGUGAGAGCUGCGGAAGGCUACUCAUGCAGAAUGGAGAUCCACCGUCAUGCCUUCAAGAGCCUGUUAAAUCUUCGUCAUCUGUAUCUGUCAGGAAACAGCCUCACUUCUAUACCCUGGCUGCCUGAAAGCCUAGAGGUCCUUGAUCUGCAGAAUAACCAGAUCUUUAACAUUGUCCAGCCUCUGAAUACGCCAAACCUUAAGACUCUCCUCCUCACCAAAAACUGCUUCUAUGUAAACCCCUGCAACCAGUCAUUUAACAUAACUCCGAAGGUUUUCAAGGAGCUCCAUAACCUUGAAGUUCUUUACUUGGGGUAUAACAAUUUGACGGCAGUUCCAAAAGGAUUGCCACAGUCACUGAAGUACCUGGAUUUAAAAGAAAAUACCAUCUCGAAGGUCUUUAGUGACACAUUUUCUAAUAUGCCUAACCUCACAUCUUUGAAUUUGGAAUGGAACUGCCAGCGUUGUGACCAUGCAGCCAGACCCUGUUUUCCAUGUUGGAAAAAUCACCCUCUCUAUUUGUAUCCAAACUCAUUCUAUUCUAAAAACAGCAAAAUCACCUAUCUCAGCUUGAGAGGAAAUUCUCUGGAAGCAUUUCCAGAAGGUCUUUUCAAACCUCUGGUAAAUUUAAAGAUAUUGGACCUGUCUGACAACUUCUUGGGAAAUGCUAUACAUAAGGGCACAUUUUUUUCAGAGCUGAAAGGCUUGACUUGGAUUAGCCUGCUCUACAACUAUCAACCAGGCAAAACAACUAGAUCCCUGGUUCUUUCACCACAUUUUCCAAAUAUGUCUGGUCUAGAAACUCUUCUUCUUUCUGGUAAUUUUUUCAGGAAACUUUCAAAUCACAGCUAUGCAGUUCUGUCCAAACUUCAGCGUCUUAAGAGAUUGGAGCUGAGAAUGAACUUCAUUGAAACGUUUAACUUCACAGCUCUGAACAAGUUACCCUCUCUCAUAGAUAUUGACCUAUCCCAAAACAUGCUAAACUUUCUUCCAAGCUGCUCAAAACAUUCAUUUGUAUCACAAGAUGCUCAAAACCAGAACUCAUUUACAAAUGAUUUAGCUGAUACACCUGUAAUGUUUGUUGAGACACAAGUAACAUCUACAAGUGACCUCUGCAGACAUGGCCAAUCAAAUGUCACUAAGACAUUUGAGGUCAAUGUGACACGAAUUCCAAAGGUAUGGGACUUUAAAGAUGAUUAUUGUAGGUAUAAUGUGACAUUUGACCUAUCUCAAAAUGACAUUGUGCAUAUUGACGCGAACAUGUUUGAAGGCAUGGAAAAGGCUGUUUGCUUAGACCUUUCCUUCAAUUACAUGAGCCAGUCACUGAAGGGUAAGGAAUUUACCAUCAUGACAAAUUUAGCUUAUCUUAAUUUGUCGUACAAUAGGCUUGAUCUUUAUUAUGGAGGUAUUUUCAGUGAGCUUAAUAACACUCUUAAGGUGCUAGACCUUAGUAACAAUGAGUUUCAUUUUGCCAUGAAGGGGAUGGGUCAUCGUUUUGGGUUCAUCACAAAUCUGACUAACUUGGUCGUCCUAAGCUUGGCAAACAACAACAUCGGUAUGAGAAUAAGCCAAAGGCUGUAUAGCACUUCUUUGAAAUACCUGUACUUCAGCGGUAAUCACCUAAACAUCAUGUGGGAUUCUGAUAACAACAAGUACAUUCAUUUCUUUCAGAAUCUGACAAACUUAAUCUUCCUGGACAUCUCUAAUAAUAGGCUGAAGUCAAUCUCGCCAGAGGUGCUUUGUAACCUCCCGGGAAGCAUCAAAGUGCUCAGCAUCAGUGACAAUGAGAUGACUUAUUUCCCAUGGCAAAACAUCACAGCACUGAGAGCUUUACAACACCUGAAUCUCAGUCAAAACCACCUCCAUUAUUUGCCUGAUAAAGUAUUGGAAUUCGGAGGCAAUUUUUCACUUUUGGAUCUCAGCCACAAUCGGAUAAGUUUUCUGCCUAAAAAUUUAUUCAGUAAAGCAAAAUCUUUGAAAUAUCUGUAUCUAAACAACAAUCAAAUCAAAGAGUUGAACCAACAGUUGCUCCCUGUCCUUUUAUCAAACAGCAGUGCCCUUCAUACUCUCACCCUGCACGACAACCCCUUUAAAUGUGACUGUGAUACAUCUUGGUUCGCCAACUUCCUGCGCACCACUCUUAUAGAGAUUCCUCAUCUCACUACCAACGUGAAAUGUGUAUUCCCAGUGUCCCUAGGGGGCCGGAAUAUCCUAUCAGUGGAUCAGCGUUCCUGCCAGGACAUAGACGGCAGCUUAGCCUUUUUUGUGAGUUCCUUAUUUGCAGUGAUGUUUACUGUUCUUCCCCUUUUGAAGCAUCUCUACGGCUGGGAUCUGUGGUACUGUUUACAGGUGCUUUGGGCAGGACACAAGGGCUACUCCCAGCUGGCUGGUAGUGAUUCAGAAUAUGACUACGACGCUUUUGUUGUAUUUAACACCAAAAACCAGGCUGUGAGAGACUGGGUUUACAAUGAGUUAAUCAUCCAUCUGGAGAACUCAGGUCACAGAAGGUUUUGCGUCUGCUUGGAAGAGAGGGAUUGGAUUCCUGGGCUUUCGUGUAUUGAGAAUCUACAUAACGCCGUCUCCAGGAGUGCCAAGACAGUGUUUGUGCUGUCCAGUGGAGGAGAGACAGUGAAUGGUGUCAUUCGCCAGGCUUUUUUCAUGGUGCAGCAGAGGCUUCUGGAUGAGAAGGCGGAUGUCGCUGUGAUGGUGCUGUUGGAUGAGAUGUUUCCGAAGCUGAAAUAUCUUCAGCUGAGGAAGAGACUGUGCAGAAAGUCUGUGUUGUCCUGGCCGAAAAACCCACGGGCCCAGCCUCUUUUCUGGAACCAAAUGAGAAUGGCACUGUCAUUAGACAACCUGAAGUUUUAUGACAACAACAUGAGUGAAAGCUUUCUAUGACCUCUACAGUGGUCAAUGAGGGAAUAACAUUGGUAGGGAUUCAGUUUUUAUUUAAUUGAUAACCUUGUGACACACUUAGAAUCUGAUUAAUAAUGUCCUCCAAAAUAUGGAAAUGUUUGGAUAAUGUUUUAUUGAGGUAAAGUGUUUGUUUUUUUAACUUGACUGUGUAAAGGAUUUAUCCUGAAAGAUUCCCAUAUGUUCUCAUGCAUAAUCUGUCAUUUUGACUGUUUGAAAUAUAAUCUGUAUUUUUCUUUUUAUAAUAUAUGUCCACAAAAACAUCUUCAGGAUUUAAUUUUAACAUCUAAUGUCUUUUCAGAGUUUGAAGAACUAUUGAUAUUGACACUGAUAUUGUACUAUUCAAAUAUGUUUUACUUGGUUUCACUUGAGUAGUAUGAUUUCAAAUGUAUUAUAAGGAUGUUUUGUACCGUAAACACCCUUACCUCUAAUUUCACUUCUUUUUUUGUAAGACGUUUAGAGGAAAUGAAAGUGAUAUCUAUUCUUUACACGUCUGAGGGACGCACAGCUUUUAGGUAAAGAGAAAGUCAACUGAAAAUUCUAAAUAAGGAUGUCGGCAACUGUUCUGAGACUUCGGUUGUUUAAAAUGUGAUCUCAUUACACAAGUUAAUGCAAAAAAAUAGAAAGUAACACCUGUACUUCUAGUUUACCCUGUGCUGUGGAUCCUAUUCUGACAAAAAAUUGACAGAGAAUGAAACCUGUAGCCAUUAUUAUUAAUAACUAUCAGGUGUAAGUGAAGUGACACAGUGGUGAGUUAUUAUACGUUACAUUUGAGAACUUUAACGUUUUCACAACUGUACUUGUAAAAACAAACUCCUUGAAAUUACAAAUUAUCUGAUGAAAAGUAAUUAAAAUGUGUUUUAUUCUUGUAUUCCACCA
This is a messenger RNA of Sphaeramia orbicularis (orbiculate cardinalfish), 4310 nucleotides long. RefSeq names its product toll-like receptor 9 (gene tlr9). Bases 252 to 3416 code for a protein of 1054 amino acids. Lineage: Eukaryota; Metazoa; Chordata; Actinopteri; Kurtiformes; Apogonidae. Gene Ontology annotation, molecular function: pattern recognition receptor activity; protein binding. The transcript is spliced from 3 exons. Gene Ontology annotation, biological process: positive regulation of interleukin-6 production; defense response to virus; canonical NF-kappaB signal transduction. The record is from RefSeq and is a predicted model, not a curated record. Gene Ontology annotation, cellular component: plasma membrane.